Molecule: messenger RNA, 1791 nt
Organism: Lactuca saligna
Lineage: Eukaryota; Viridiplantae; Streptophyta; Magnoliopsida; Asterales; Asteraceae
Source: the annotation of a GenBank genome assembly
AUGGUGAACUGGAGGAUUAGGCAAGAAUGGGAGGAAUACAAUCUCCAAAGCUCAUACACUGACAAUCCAUGUAUGUUCUCGAUACGAUUGAACAAUGGUGGAGUUUUUACGAAGUUUCCAGGCCGCAAAUACAUAAAGGGGAAGAUGAAAUAUAUUGAUGGCAUUGAUAGUGACUUGUUCUCGGUGCAUGAUAUGGACGAGAUAAUGGAAUUGCUUGAUUGUGUGGAACCAGGUAAAAGUAUUUAUUAUCAUUUCAAACGACCAACUUGGGAUUUAGAUUUUGGGUUGUAUGCUUUGGGUUGUGACGAAGAUAUAAACCACUUUAGGUCAUACGUGUAUGAACACAAGGUGAUAGAAGUGUAUACAGAGUUUUGGGAAACCAAGCCGCAUACGUAUCAAAUGUCCCCAAACCCUGCAAAGAUAAAGAUACACGAAAUUCCUGAGUCCCUUUGUCAUAAAAGCUUGUUAUUGACAUGGUCAAAUUCAGGGGAUUGUCCUAGUGAAGAAGCCCCUAUUUUUGAGAAUGUAGAAACUAUGGACGAACCCCCUAGUACAUUACUUGAAACAACCUUGGAACAACCCCUUGUUACAUUGAGUGAAACAGUUGAGUCAACCCGUGCCUAUAUACCAAGAAUUGAAAGCCCUUUGACUGAACCAAUGAUAGGAAGCACAUGUCCUAAUGUUGAUGGUUGGGAUGAUACAUUUAAAUGGUGUGAACCUUUUGGUGGGACUCCUAUGGAACAAGAUGAACCAAAUAGUGAAAAAGCAGGUGAAGACAGUCAAGCUAGUAAAGACAGUCAUGAUAGUGAUGACACUAAAGAUAGUGAAUACAGUCAAGAUAGUGAUUACAUAGUUGAUGAAGAUAAUUUGUUAGAUGAUCCAGAGGUUGAUAUGAAGAACUUUCACCUCAACAUUGACAAAGAGGUGGAGUGGGUUGGAAGUUUUCCUGAUGAUCGAGAUGAAGCAGUAGAAGGUGAUGAAGAAUUAGAGGUUAUAAACACUGAAGAAUUUGUAUCUGCAUCUUCAUCAGAUGAGGGUGAAGCUAGUAAAAAAAGGAAGAAGAUAAGAGAUUUACGAAGAGCACAUUUUACAUCCACCAGACUUUUAGCACAGCCAAGGAAGUUAAACAACAAAUUUAUCUUCAUUCCAUACAGAGUAGAAGGGAGUUACUUCGUCAAGAAUGACAAAAAUAGGAUUAGAGUGGUUUGCAAAGGGACAAUACCAAACCUUGGGAUAUUAGAAACAGGUGGGACCAGCAAAAGUAAUGACAAAGUGGGACCAAGUCAAAAGAAAAAGAAAGUGAAAGAUGGUUCUAUUCAUAAAUGCCCAUGGGUCCUACUAGUGAGUAAGUGGAAAAAAAACAUUAACUGGACUGUUAAGACCUAUGAAAAGCAACAUACGUGCCUUCAAACAAGGAAAAUUAGGGCAUGUAACUACAAGUUUCUCUCUGAACAGAUUGUUGACACAGUGGAGGCAAACCCAGAAAUACCACUUAGAGCAUUACGUGAGAUGCUUGAGAAGAAAUACCAACUUGGAUUGUCAGACAUGAAAGUUCAUAGGGCGAAAACGAAAGCCCUGGAAUCAAUUAGGGGAGAUUUUGCUGCUCAGUACUCAUGUCUAAGAGACUACUUACAGGAGGUGCAGAGUAGAAAUCCAAACACACAGUCAAACUUCAAGUGCAAAGUGAACCAUGUUAUGCAUCUGAGACCAGGGUAUUUGAACGAGUAUACAUUUUCUUGGUCCACUGAAAAGUGGAUUUGCAGCAGGGAAAAGAGAUUUACUAGGGCUUGA